Molecule: messenger RNA, 876 nt
Organism: Phascolarctos cinereus (koala)
Lineage: Eukaryota; Metazoa; Chordata; Mammalia; Diprotodontia; Phascolarctidae
Source: RefSeq, a predicted model, not a curated record
AUGGAGUCUCACCAAAGCUGCAAAACAACAACUCUAAGCCCAGGUAGCCCUGGCACUUCAAAAGUGGAGUCAGAGCAGAUUUGCUGUCGUGUCCUUUCCGACAACUCUAGUGAGAUCUCUGAGACCUUUACGAAGAAGGGAAAGGAAGAAGAAAACUAUAAGCAAACUGAAAGAAACACCUCUGGCUCCUUGGGUUCUUCAGGACAAUGCAAGACCUUGUCUCACGCCUCUGGAAGAAAUAUUGUAAGUAAGAAACAGACAAGUUUAAAGAAUGAAACCAAAUUGUUGAAUGUGACAGACUCCGUUGCUUUAGAAAACAAAUGGUUUAAAAAAUGGAUUAAUUGUCUCAAGGCCAAAGAAAAUCCUACUGCCCAAAACCAACAAAGCCCCAAGCCCCCAAAAGAAGUUGAGGAAAUAACGGAGGAAGAAUUGGAUUCCCUAUGCUUUUUUUGUACCACUAGGAUUGAUUUAAUGUCUAAGCAGAAGAAAAAAAGUAGAACUAAAAAGCUGCAGUAUAAAUCAGGUGUAGAGAAUCCUGUGUCAGAUAAGUCGAAUCUCGUUGUGACUGUUUGGCAGGUAAACAGACUCAAUCCUCAAGACCCAAAGGCACAGGUGAGAAAAAUGGCAUUAAUUAAAGAAUAUAACUCAGCACAUAGUUCUGACCAUAACAAGAAAAGAGAGCUUAAACAAGUUGCCUUCCAGACAGAGAAAAAGACCUUUCUAGAAUCAACUAGACCAGAAGAGAAAAUGGAAGAAUACAAGUAUAUCAAAGAUAUUCUCAUCCUCAUUGGAGAAAUCCAUAAAAACCUUCCCAGACUUUCAGAUAACCCAGAAAAAAUCUGGAAAAGAUUAAAUAUAAGAGGUUAUAAUAGAUAG